This is a messenger RNA of Amoebophrya sp. A25, 1843 nucleotides long. The record is from the annotation of a GenBank genome assembly. Lineage: Eukaryota; Dinophyceae; Syndiniales; Amoebophryaceae.
GCAAGUCUUACUUUGAUAAAUUCGAAAAUCAAGAUCACUGGUUUCUAAAUCUAUAUUCAUCCAUCAGAUACAAAGCGUACUUAGGUACCUUUCAGCCACUGAUUAUGGUCCAUCAUCUGACUGAUUUUCAUCUUUCUCUUCCUCAUUGUGACGCAGGGACACCUAAAGGAAAAAUCGAUUGGAUCGAUCUUUCUGCCGUGUAGGCUAGACUUUCGGACAAAAUGGUGAAGAAAACCUUCGGAAAGAUCGAGCAGAACUCGCUCCGCUCAAAGAUCCACCAGUAUGAGAUCGUUGGCCGCGCUGCCCCGACUCAGAAGAACCCGGUCCCGAAGAUCUUCAAGAUGAAACUCUUCGCCAAGAACCAGGUCUUGGCCCGCUCCAAGUUCUGGUACUCUCAUAUCUUUAGAAUUGAUGUUGAAAAUUUUAAUCUCUAAUUUUCGUUUCUCCAAACCAUCUAUUCGGGUCUAUUACCUAAGGAACACAACGCCUUGUAGUUGAGUGUCGUCUGACCCAAAUUUUUUGUUGAAGGCUACGCGAUAUGCAGAAAGAGGUUGAUUUAGAUUCCACCCUAGAAGCUGACAAUGAGACUAUUAAUAUCUCGUUGUGCAACUCCAUCUACCUACUCUUCUAAAUUUUUAUUCAGGUACUUUAUGAAGAAGAUCAACAAGGCCAAACGCUCUGGUGGCCAGAUCCUGCGUCAGACUGAACUCUUCGAUCAGUCCCCGACUACCGUUACCAACUACGGCGUGUGGUUGCGCUAUCAGUCCCGUACUGAUACGCACAACAUGUACAAGGAGUACCGGGACACCACGGUAUUCAUCGCUGUUUAGCUUAAAAUUGAAACUCGAAAAUUAUAUGCUAUUGCUUCUAAACCUUGCGCUUGAAUCAUGGGCAGCAUCAUAAUGAUGACAAACCGUAGGUCAGAAUCCGACGACAGGAUGGGGACCACACAAAACUUGAAGAUUAAUAAUUGCCUGAUAAGACUGUCCAGGAGCAAGCACGAUCUGUAUCUAUUGUCUCUGGCAUUUCCCAAGAUGAGGAGCUACCUUUUAUCCCCACGAUGACAUAUUUUACAGCAUUUGAUUACUGAGCCGAAACCUUCGAGUUGAUGACGCCCACCCUUAACCCCCACCAUCUCAAAAACUACAGAUCAACGGUGCCAUCGGUCAGAUGAUCUGCGAGAUGGCCGGCCGCCACCGUGCUCAGGCUAGCUCCAUCCAGAUCUUGAAGACCGCUAUCGUCUCCAAGGAGCAGAUCCGCCGCUCGCAUGUGCUUCAGAUGUUGCCGCAGAACCUCAAGUACCCGAACGUUCGCCGCAUGCCACUCAUCCCGAAGACGCAGCGCAAGAUCUUCCGCGCCACGCGCCCGACUACCUACGCUCAGUAAGCAUCUUUUUUUACUUCUCAUCAAGGGUUUUUGUAGAAGACAUAGUAUGCUGCGUUCGAACGAAGAAUAACGAGUCUGGGAGCGAUUUCGGUGGAAGACGAAGCCUGCGGGUUCGAUGGUGGCAGAUCGAGACGUGACGAUUGAUUAGAAGACGAGCAGAUUAACUGUUCUAUGCUUGUGGUGAUGUUGGCGACGGAAAAUGCUCUGCGAAGAAUUCUUAGUCAACACAGAAGUGUCGUCGUCAAUUACGUCUUCUGUGAAACAACACAAUAUGACGAGACUGAUCAGACCGAAGCCGUGCGGAGCCAAAAGUCAAUGUUCUACAAAAAAAAGGCGAUCGCGUGCCUAUGUUGUCCUCCUCGCAGGCGUAUUUUCUGAAAAAAUAGUGUUUUACGGAUGCAGGAAACAGCGGUAACACAAGUAUGGUCCAUGACGAGUCAGAGUGUCUCAUUCUCCG